AUGCCAGCUUGCGAAGGCCGCUCCGGAGGCACUGCUCGGCCGCGGCCGGCGACGGACAAGGCCAUUCCGGGCGUCCUGCCACUGCAUGGCGACACUCCGCGGACGAAUCCGGAGUAUCCGGCAUGGCUCCUGGGCUGUGCUGCCGUGGGGGUGGCUCUCGGUGAGAGGUUUGUCACACAUCCGCUCGACACGGUAGCGACGCGGGCCCAGCUGCUCUCUGCCCGCUUCCCGGCCUACCCGCUCCGGCGCGUCCGCCCCGCCAUCUCCGCCCUCAUCCGCAACGAUGGGUGGAUGGCACCGUGGCGGGGGCUGAUGCCGGCGCUGGCAGGUGUGCUUCCUGUCAUGGCCACUCGCGCCCUGGUCAACGUGACGGUCAAAGAGGCUCUGGUGCCGGCACGGACCGACGGCGACGGCCAGGGCGAAGCCGAGAGCUCGUGGUUGCCGAUGGUGCGCCUAACGGCGGCCGGUCUGCUGGCGGGCGCGGCCGAGGGCCUGGUCAUUGCGCCGUUUGACGCGUGCAAGGUGCGACUGCAGGCAUGCGACGCACCGGGUGCACUCAAGACCUCAGUCACCACAGUCCGCGAGGUCUUGCGCGACGUCGGUACGCUCGGUCUGCUCCGCGGUGCGUCGCUGUCGAUGGUGCGGUCGUCGGUGGCCGCCGGCGUUCUGUUUCCGGCCUAUGAGGUGUUGUGCCACACCAUGGCGCUCGACCCGCCGCUCGACGUGCUCGAGGGCUCGGAGCGGGUAGCCGCCGGCGCCGGCGCAGCCAUGCUCGCGGUCGUCGUGGCUAACCCGGUCGCGGUCCUCACCACCCGGGUCCAGCGCGGGCAGCUCGGAUACAACGGAGCAGUCGGCUUUGGCCUCCUCCACGCCAUCCACACUGACGGCCUCGGCGUGUUUGCCAAGGGCCUCUACGCUAAUGCCUCGCGCAUGUUCGUCGGUACGGCAUUUACGCUCACUGUGUACGAGCUGAUCAUGCGCGCAGCGCGCAGCACAACAGAAGCAGGCGAAGAAGAUUGAUGGGAAAGAUAAAUCAUUACGGAGCCACGCCGCUGUGGGCAUGCAUACGCGAGACGUACUCACGGAGAACCGUGUUUUCGGCCUCGAGCGCCGCCAACCGGUCCAUGAGCGAGUUGGUCG
Messenger RNA from Thecamonas trahens ATCC 50062, 1140 nucleotides. RefSeq lists its product as uncharacterized. The record is from RefSeq and is a predicted model, not a curated record. Gene Ontology annotation, biological process: transport. The transcript is spliced from 2 exons. NCBI's taxonomy places the organism in Eukaryota, Apusomonadida, Apusomonadidae. Gene Ontology annotation, molecular function: transmembrane transporter activity. The coding region runs from base 1 to 1020 and encodes 339 amino acids.